This is a messenger RNA of Enhydra lutris kenyoni (northern sea otter), 741 nucleotides long. It is a transcript of the gene MRPL46, whose product is annotated as mitochondrial ribosomal protein L46. Lineage: Eukaryota; Metazoa; Chordata; Mammalia; Carnivora; Mustelidae. The record is from RefSeq and is a predicted model, not a curated record. Gene Ontology annotation, molecular function: structural constituent of ribosome. Gene Ontology annotation, cellular component: mitochondrial large ribosomal subunit. The transcript is spliced from 3 exons. The coding region runs from base 6 to 620 and encodes 204 amino acids.
GAAGAAUGGCGGCGCCCAUAAGGCAGUCUCUGUUUGGGGUGGCGAAGGGCUGGUGGCGGUUCGAGGGGCUCUGGGCCGGUAGCCUGGGUUCUCGCAGCCUAGCCCUUGCGGCUGCACCCUCGAUCAGCGGGUCUCCAUGGCGUCUUUUGGGCGCGGUGUGCCUGCAGCGGCCACCGCUGGUCUCGAAGCCGCUGACCCCAUUGCAGGAAGAGAUGGCGGCUCUACUACAGCAGAUUGAAGUAGAGGGAAGUUUAUAUUCAGACCAUGAGCUUCGUGCUUUAGAUGAAGCCCAGCAACUGGCAAAGAAGAAAGCUGACUUGUAUGAUGAAGAAGGAGAUGAACGGAAUAUACUGCUGGUGCAGGAUUUGGAAGAUGCAUGGGAGCAGAAGUUCCUACAGUUCAAACCUGGAGCUCGUAUAACAGAAGCCGAUAAAAAGAAUGACCGAACUUCACUGAACCGGAAGCUAGAUAGGAACCUUGUUCUGUUGGUCAAAGAGAAGCUUGGAGACCAGGAUGUUUGGAUGCUUCCCCAGGCAGAGUGGCAGCCCGGGGAGACCCUCCGAGGAACAGCGGAACGAACCCUGGCCACGCUCUCAGGUGAGUUCUCUGCCUCUCUCUGAACCUCACAAGACUCCUUUCACACUCAGCUGUGGAAUUUGCAGACCAGCUUGUGAUGAUGGCUGGAAGGAUUUGGAGGUGGGUUGUUAAUGGGAACUUUGAUAUCUAUAAAAAUUUCACCUA